Molecule: messenger RNA, 794 nt
Organism: Culex pipiens pallens (northern house mosquito)
Lineage: Eukaryota; Metazoa; Arthropoda; Insecta; Diptera; Culicidae
Exons: 3
Coding region: 1-345 (114 amino acids)
Source: RefSeq, a predicted model, not a curated record
AUGGCGAUCACGCUGGACGAUCUGAAGGAAGCAUUUUUUGUUGUUUUUUUUUUCGACUUGUCCGCCGCGAUUUCGGUUCGUCAAAAUCUGUUCCCGACCCAGUCUGUUAGUCACGGCCUCAUCCAACUUCGUGACUGGAUCCGGUCAAUCCUCGGUACCCUGCAGUUUGCUCAUCCGCCGGGAGUUCUGAUCAUCCGACGUUCCGUUUGCUCCUUGAGGGCCGUCGCGACCACGGCAGUAAUGGCAGCCGACGUAUUUCUGCGGUACUUGGAGAAGGACAAUCGCCAUGAGUACAACAAGCUUUCCUUUUCCGGCCAUUCUUCAGGCCACCAAAUCUGCCAUUGAAGAAAAUCCGCUCCGCCGAACCAAGCUGGCUGCUCAACAUUACCCGGUUGCCCCGACGAUGAUGAUGAGAGCAGUUACUUUUCGAGCUCGGCUCGGAGCGAAAUCGGCCACAACGGGAAGAAUCCGCCGAUCCCCUUCCGGAAGUAGACCAGAAGCUGUUCGAAAUCUGCGAGGAGGACAUUAAUGGUAUUGCGUGGGAAAAACAACAACGUAUCCGAUUGACGAUUAUUUUCGGAAAAGGUGGCUUCCUGUACAGUUUCACAAAACGAACCACGUGCGCAUUUAUAAGUUUUUUUUGCAUUCACAGUCGUUUUUGGGUGCAAUCUAAAAUAAAAAAAAAAUUAUUAUGUAAUAAUAAGGCAAGUGCUAAAUAAUUAAAACUUUCCUCAUUUUGUAAAAUUAUAAAAAUUAUUAAAAAUUAAGCUAAAUAUAUAAACGCCGUGAUUUAA